Molecule: messenger RNA, 1536 nt
Organism: Entamoeba dispar SAW760
Lineage: Eukaryota; Evosea; Mastigamoebida; Endamoebidae
Exons: 1
Source: RefSeq, a predicted model, not a curated record
AUGAAACCUAGAAUGGUAACAAUGAUAAUUGAUAUUGAAUAUGAUGACAUGGAUGUGUAUUUGUAUGAUGGAAAUGAAUAUGAAAGAAUUGAUAGAAUGAAAUAUUUAAAAGAAGAAGAAAAGAAAAUAAUUGAAGAAAUCAUUGGAAAUGAUAAGACGAAUGUGAAAAUUAGAAAAGAAAAUAUUAAAGGAGUAGAAAUGAUGAUUAAACCAGAAAGUAAAUUAACAAUGAUAUUCAAUAAUAUUAAGAAAGAAGUAGAAAAGAAAGGAGAAAAUGAAAGAACAAUCAUUUGUAUUCCUAAUGGAACAAGUCAAGGAAAUGAAAGAAGAAUAGAAAAUUCAACAAAACUGGGAAGAUUAAACAAUGUACAAAUCAUACGGAAAUAUCAUAUAAUUGAAAGAAUACUUUCAGAAGAAUAUAACAUAGAAACACCAAUUCUUAUCAUAGAAAAUACAGAAAUAACAUAUGGAAAUAUUAAAAAAGAAAGAGACAAGAUAAAAAUAAGAAUAAUAAAUAAUAUAAGAACAAACAAUAUAAUAGAAGAAAAUAAAGAAAUCAAUAGAAUAACAACAGAAGAAAAAGAAGAGAAAGGGAUAAUAAUAAAUAAUAAAAUUAAAAAAGGAAAUAAAGAAGAAAUCAAAAUAAACACAAAAAGAUGGAGAUAUAAAGAAAUUUCAGAAGAAACAUAUAUUAAAACAAUAAUAGAAAUGAUAGAAAAAGAAGAAUAUUCAGAAUAUUCAACAGAAAGAGAAAUGAUAAUAAAUAUCAAAAGAAUAAUAUACAAUAAUAAAAUCAAUAAAAGAAUAAAUGGAAAAAGAAGAAUAGGACAUUAUGCAAUGAUGAUAGUAUCAAAAUAUUUUAAUGAUAUUAAAGAUUUUAUUAAUUUAGAAAUUGGAAUUAAAAGAUAUAGAGGAAAUAUGGAACGAUUUCAUUUUAAUCCAAUUCCAUUAAAUAAAUAUUCAAGAAGAUUCUUUCCUAAUAUUGAAACAUUUCAUAUUUAUAAUGAAGAAGAUGAAGAAUUUGAUGAUGGAAGAAUAGCUAAAGAAGUAAUAUGGUAUACAGUAGAUUAUUCAAGAUAUUUAAAAGAGAAAGAAGCAGGAAAUAUAUGUAAAAAUAUAAAAUAUACACAAUAUGAUAGAGAUAUAUAUGGAAAUAUAAUACCUCCAGAAGUUAAAUCACUUAGAGAUUGGUGUUUUAAAAAUUGUGAUGAAUUGUCAUCUAUUACUAUACCAACACCAAUUACCAAAUUAGGAAAUAAUUGUUUUGGUGAAUGUACAUCAUUAAAAACAAUUAAUAUACCAACAUCAAUUAAUGAAAUAGGAUGUUGGUGUUUUGAAGGAUGUAAAUUAUUGACAUCUAUUACUAUACCAUCAACAAUUACUGAAAUAAGAAAUAACUGUUUUUGUAAAUGUUCAUCAUUAAAAACAAUUAAUAUACCAUCAUCAAUUAGUAAAAUAGGAAAUUGUUGUUUUGGUGAAUGUAAAUCAUUGACACUAAUUAAUAUACCAUCUUCUAUUAGUAAAAUAGGAAAUGAA